AUAAACAGAGCUCCUGCAUCUCCAAGGAGCGGAAGGAUAGGAUAAUGGCUGGUGAGAAGACGGGGCUGGUGCUGCUGGACUUCUGGGUGAGCCCGUUCGCGCAGCGCUGCCGCAUUGCGCUGGCCGAGAAGGGCCUGGCCUGCGAGUCCCUGGAGCAGGAGCUUCUGGGCGCCAAGAGCGACCUCCUCCUUGGCUCCAACCCCGUCCACAAGAAGGUCCCCGUGCUCCUCCACGACGGCCGCGCCGUCUGCGAGUCCCUCGUCAUCCUCGAGUACAUCGAGGACGCCUUCCCCGGCGCGGCCCCUCUGCUCCUCCCCACCGACCCGCACGCGCGCGCGCAGGCGCGGUUCUGGGCCGACUACGUCGACAAGAGGGUGUACAGCUGCGGGACGCGGCUAUGGAAGCUCAAGGGGGAGGAGCGCGCGGCGGCGCGGGCCGACAUGCUGGAGACGCUCAGGACGCUGGACGCCGAGCUCGGCGACAAGGCAUUCUUCGGCGGUGAGGCGUUCGGGUUCGUGGACGUCACCCUCAUACCGCUCACGUCGUGGUUCUACAGCUACGAGAAGCACGGCGGGUUCAGCGUCGAGGAAGAGUGCCCGAGGCUGGCGGAGUGGGCGCGGCGGUGCGGGGAGAGGGAGACCGUGGCCAAGGUCCUGACGCCACCGGAGGAGGUGCACGACUUCAUCGGCCUGCUCAAGAAGCACUACGGCCUCGAGUAGUCAGCUGGCUGGUGGAUGCGUGGCGAACUGUUUGCUUUCAUGGAGUUUGGCUCGAGUCUGCUCUUGUUUGUGUUUAAUUUGAGUCUUAGGGCCUGUUCUGAUCUCCUCCAACUUCAGAAAACUUCUCAAAAACCAGCUUCUCACGCUAGCUUCUACUCUGCCUGGCGAUCGCGAUACGUUCGGCUCGAUCGAUAGCUUCUUCGAG
Molecule: messenger RNA, 924 nt
Organism: Triticum dicoccoides
Lineage: Eukaryota; Viridiplantae; Streptophyta; Magnoliopsida; Poales; Poaceae
Product: probable glutathione S-transferase GSTU1
Exons: 1
Coding region: 45-719 (224 amino acids)
Biological process (GO): glutathione metabolic process
Cellular component (GO): cytoplasm
Molecular function (GO): glutathione transferase activity
Source: RefSeq, a predicted model, not a curated record